Rhododendron vialii is the source of this 863-nucleotide messenger RNA. RefSeq names its product CST complex subunit TEN1. Gene Ontology annotation, biological process: negative regulation of telomere maintenance via telomerase. Gene Ontology annotation, molecular function: telomeric repeat DNA binding; telomerase inhibitor activity; single-stranded DNA binding. The coding region runs from base 299 to 673 and encodes 124 amino acids. Gene Ontology annotation, cellular component: CST complex. The transcript has 4 exons. Lineage: Eukaryota; Viridiplantae; Streptophyta; Magnoliopsida; Ericales; Ericaceae. The record is from RefSeq and is a predicted model, not a curated record.
CCGAGAGAGUUCUUUCUUUUUUUGUAUCCUGGAAAACCAAUAGCAUUAGUUCACUCGAGAAAGAAAAUUGAAAAAGAAAAACGUGGCUGUGCACUGUGUGUUCGUGUGUUUCGGUGGGAAACGAAAAGGUGUAAGAGCAGAUUCUGUUCUCCUGAGUUUGGCAGCUUCUUCGGAUCUUUGGGGGCUGAUUUGUUCUCAGUUUGGAGCUCUCCAUUCCGGCUGUUUGUUGAGGGUUUUUUUUUCCAUCUAAUUUGGCGAGUUCUUAGCUUGUCGUUAUCUGCCUGUUAGUGGCCCUUCAAUGGCAUCUUCUGCAAUAAACUCCGGUGCCUUGGUUGCUUUACAAGAAUUAAAUUCUGCUUCUCCACACUUUAAGCAAGGGGCUUCUCUUCGAGUUACUGGGAGGCUGCAAGAGUAUUCAGUUGAGAAUGCAGCUGCGCUAAUUAUUGAUGGCAGUGGUACCCUCAAAAUUGACACCCAGCACCUAAAUCUCAAUCUUCGGCUCGGAUCAAUCUACCAGUUCAUUGGAGAGCUACUUAUUCAACCCAACAAUGAGGCAAUCUUGAAGGCACGAGUGGGUAGAAAUGUAGAUGGUAUCGACCUCAACCUCUACUACCAGUCACUGAAGCUUUUGAGAGAGUUCAUGUCUGAACAAAUGAGUAGUCGUACAUCCUAGCGUGUUUAUUUUUGGAAAACGGAGAACCAAGAAUUCAGGAAGGUUGAAGUCUUGCAGCCUAGCUUUGCUGUAACAAUCAUGACUUGAUAGUAGGAAAAGUUCGUGGUUUUCGAGGAUACUUAAAUAUCAUGUUCAGCAACUGUUGGUUGAAGCAAGAAAAUGGAAUGAAAAUUUGGCGCCCUCUUCUUUC